Molecule: messenger RNA, 1486 nt
Organism: Trichechus manatus latirostris (Florida manatee)
Lineage: Eukaryota; Metazoa; Chordata; Mammalia; Sirenia; Trichechidae
Gene: SOCS2
Product: suppressor of cytokine signaling 2
Exons: 3
Coding region: 321-917 (198 amino acids)
Biological process (GO): intracellular signal transduction; phosphatidylinositol phosphate biosynthetic process
Cellular component (GO): phosphatidylinositol 3-kinase complex
Molecular function (GO): 1-phosphatidylinositol-3-kinase regulator activity
Source: RefSeq, a predicted model, not a curated record
GCGAACAGUGUGCGCUGGUGCCCCAGACACCCAGCCUCAGGAUUCCCUGCGCCCGCAGCGCGGGCACUGGUGGAGUACCGGCCGGGGCUGGCGGCAGGCGAACUGUGGGUGACCGCGCCUGCGGGGGACUUUGCUGUCGGUCCCCUCAGACCUGGGGAGGAAGAACCGGCAGCUCCCUACCCCCUCCCCCUUCGUUGCCAUUUCGGACACCCCGCAGGGACUCGUUUUGGGGUUCCCACUAACUUCAAGGAAGGACGCGUGCCCCGCUUUUGGCCCCAGCUCGGGCGGACACCUGCCUUUGCCGCGGUGACCCUUCCCCCAUGACCCUGCGGUGCCUUGAGCCCUCCGGGAAUGGCGCGGAAGGGACGCGGAGCCAGUGGGGUACUGUGGAGUCGGCGGAGGAACCGCCUCCGGAGGCAGCUCGUCUGGCGACGGCCCUGCGGGAGCUCAGUCAAACUGGAUGGUACUGGGGAAAUAUGACUGUUAAUGAAGCCAAAGAGAAAUUAAAAGAGACACCAGAAGGAACUUUCUUGAUUAGAGAUAGUUCGCAUUCAGACUACCUACUAACAAUAUCUGUUAAAACAUCAGCUGGACCAACUAAUCUACGAAUCGAAUACCAAGAUGGGAAAUUCAGAUUGGACUCAAUCAUAUGCGUCAAGUCCAAGCUUAAACAGUUUCACAGUGUGGUUCACCUGAUCGACUACUAUGUUCAGAUGUGCAAGGAUAAGGGGACGGGCUCUGAGGCCCCCCGGAACGGCACUGUUCACCUUUAUCUGACCAAACCGCUCUACACGUCAGCACCAUCUCUGCAGCAUCUCUGUAGACUCACCAUUAACAAAUGUACUGGUACCAUCUGGGGACUGCCUUUACCAACAAGACUAAAAGAUUACUUGGAAGAAUAUAAAUUCCAGGUAUAAGUGUUUCUCUUUUUCGAAACAUGCCUCAUCUAUAGUAUCUCCAAAUGCAGCUAUGUAAAAGAGAACCAAAACUUGAGUGAUGCUCUGGAUAACUAACCACAUGGAAUUCUUUAUAAGAACAGUUGAAGUCAAUCUAAUUUAAGUGUGUGAAGAGGUAGCUAGGUAUUCAAAGUUCCCCCAUGUAUUUUUCACCUGAACGAUACUUCCCUUCCUAAAGCUGACUGAGACCAGUUGAUCCCUUUAAAGUAAAAAAGGGUUCCAAGGGAAGGCUGUAGGAGCCUUUUAUCAGAAUACCUUGCCUUUCUGUGGGACCUUUCCACUAGGUCAGAGUUCCUAGUGCUGGUAGUAGAUUAAGAGAUCCUCAUCGGAGCUCUGAAGAAGUGGAAGGAACCAAGCUGACACAGGCUUCACUUCAAUUUCAUAUGCCUGGUGAUCAGAGCCUAUUUUAGGACAUUUUAUAUUUUGCAUUCUGAUGUACCUAGGAGUUUUGUUAAACAGAUCAUGCUUAUAUUUAUCCCUCAUUUUAUGCAAUUAACCAAAUCAAAAAAAAAAAAAAAAUUGACCAUGAA